Molecule: messenger RNA, 357 nt
Organism: Volvox carteri f. nagariensis
Lineage: Eukaryota; Viridiplantae; Chlorophyta; Chlorophyceae; Chlamydomonadales; Volvocaceae
Exons: 3
Molecular function (GO): metal ion binding
Source: RefSeq, a predicted model, not a curated record
AUGCUGCAAGCUUUGCGGAGCGCUUCUCUACCAGAUGAAUUCUGGAUGUACAGCUACAAGAUUCUUCCUUGCCCACAUGGCUAUCGUCACAGCUGGACGCACUGCCCGUUCAGCCACACCGGCGAGACUGCUCGGCGGCGCUGCCCAAGAACUUUUUCGUAUCUUCCAGAUCCAUGCAUUAACGCCAGAGCCAAACGGCAGUGCCCGAACGGCGACGCCUGCCCUUACGCGCACAAUACCUUUGAGCAAUGGCUUCACCCAGCUCGGUACCGUACACGAUUGUGCUACCUGGGCGCCAACUGCCGCCGGCCGACGUGCUUCUUCGCCCAUAGCGUCGAAGAACUUCGGAGUGUCGAG